Exophiala mesophila is the source of this 502-nucleotide messenger RNA. RefSeq lists its product as uncharacterized. The record is from RefSeq and is a predicted model, not a curated record. The transcript has a single exon. Bases 104 to 502 code for a protein of 132 amino acids. Lineage: Eukaryota; Fungi; Ascomycota; Eurotiomycetes; Chaetothyriales; Herpotrichiellaceae.
AGAGCCGUGCAGCGAGAAACAGAGCUCGAUCGAGUGAUCCUCGCCUUUUCUAUCUCGCACGAUCAAGAAUCAGUUCGUAUCUAUGGUCAUUAUCCUGUCAUAGAUGGAGAUAAAGUCACCUUCUACCGGCAUUCUAUCCAUAAAUUCAACUUCACGGACGCCGGAAGGAAAGGCUAAGUGGACGGCUUACAAAUUCAACAAAAACGUCUACGAUGUUUGGAUGCCGACACACCUCAAACGAAUCUGCUCAGCUGUCGAUCAAAUACCAUCAAAUCUUGACUUUGAAGUUUCUGACAAACCUGGAGCGCACCCCGAGGAGGCAACUGGUUUAUCACAAGAUAUGGGGAGCCUUCUUGCAGACCCAGAUAAUAUCGACCUUGCUUCACAGGAAGAUGAGCGGAACCUGAUUCCACAAACAGCCACCCCAGGCACCUCGGUCUCCAAAGAAGUAGGCCCAGGGGCAGCAAAGAGGGCGAAGACAACUCGCGUUCCAAAGAGCUAA